This is a messenger RNA of Rhizophagus irregularis DAOM 181602=DAOM 197198, 231 nucleotides long. The record is from RefSeq and is a predicted model, not a curated record. NCBI's taxonomy places the organism in Eukaryota, Fungi, Glomeromycota, Glomeromycetes, Glomerales, Glomeraceae.
AUGGAAGAGUUACUUUUAACCAGAGAACCCCUUGAUAUCGUCAGAAUUUCUACGGCAUUAUUUGUACGAGUAGAGAAAGGUGAAUGGACAGGCAACCUCGAAAAGGAGGUGGAGAACUUUGAAAAUAUUUUGCAAAAAGUUUUAGAGCGAGUCCCCUCGGAGGAUGUUGAAAGAAAAAAGAAGCUUCGAAAUUUUGGUACCGGGAAAAAAUUAGCUAAACGGGUUUUCUAG